CCUGUGAUUUUAAGCUGUACGCACAACUGCUGCCGAGCCUGCAUCGAUCAGUGUUGUGGGGAGGGUUGGACACCGACAUCUCCUGCCCUAGAUGCAGUCAGACCUUUCUCCAUGGCAAUUCUGAACCCACUGGGAGGCUGGCAAGUGUUACAGAAAUAGCCCAGCAGCAGUGUGCUGGCAGGGAGCAAGUGUGAGGAGCCUGGGAAGGCUCUGAAGCUCUUCUGGGAAGCAGAGCAAAUACUGAUGUGCUCCAUCUGUCCAGAGUCCCAGGCACACUGAGCUCACACUGUGGUUCCCAUCCAGGGGGCUGCCCAGCAGUGCAAGGAACAAAUUCAGCCUUAGUUGGAGAUUCUGAGGGAAGAGAGAAAAAGGCUUGAGGGGGAAGAAAAGUUGGAGACACCAGGAAUAUCAGAUCCAUGGCCACUGAGAACUCAGCAGAAAAUCUUCAGGAGGAAACUACCUGCUCUAUCUGCCUGGACUUUUUCAUAGAUCCAGUGAUGCUUAUUGACUGUGGGCACAACUUCUGCCAUGCCUGCAUCACCCAGUGCUGGGAGGAGGCCAACACAGAUGUUUUCUGCCCUCAAUGCAGACAGAUCUGUUCCCAAAGGACCCUCCGGCCUAACCGGCAGCUCAAGAAUGUUGUAGAAAUAGCCAAGAAGCUGAAUAAGCAGGCAGCCAAAGAAGCAGGAGGGAGCAGGUGUGAGAAACACGGGGAAGCUCAGAAGCUCUUCUGUGAAACAGGCCAGAUGCCGAUAUGCCGAGAAUCUCGGGUACACAGAGCUCACCCUGUGGCUCCCAUCCGGGAGGCUGCCCAGCAGUACAAGGAACAAAUUCAGACCCAGCUGGAGAUUCUAAGGGAAAAAAGAAAAAGGCUUGAAAACCUGAGAGCAAGGGAAAGUCAGAAACACCAGGCCUGUCAGGAGAAGGCAGCAGCUGAGAGGAGGAAGAUUGUGUCUAAAUUUGAACAAUUGCACCAGUUCCUGGUGGAACAAGAACAGCUCCUGCUGGCCCAGCUGGGAGAGCUGGAGAGGACAAUUGGGAAGAAUCGAGAAGAAACUGUCACCAAACUCUCUGAGGAGAUUGCCCGUCUCAACAGCCUGAUCAGAGAGAUGGAGGCAAAGUGCCAGCAGGCAGCCAGUGACUCCCUGCAAGACAUCAGAAGCACGCCGAGCAGGUACAAGAAAGGACCUUUUCACCGAGCAGGGGCAGUUACCCCCAAGCUGGAAACAAGACUCAGCAAGUUGUCUGAACAACAUUUAACUCUGCAGGAGACUCUGAGGAAGUCUCAAGGUAAUCUGCCAUUCAGCUUGGAGAAGGGCAGAGGGGACCAUGAGGGAUCCAGCACUUACAGCCGGGUUCAGGUGUCUCUGGAUCCACACACGGCUCAUCCCCGGGUCCUCCUCUCUAAAGAUCGAAGAAGUGUCAGAUGGGCAGUAAGACGGCAGCGUCUGCCUGACAAUCCUGAGAGAUUUGACUUGCAGUUCUGUGUGCUGGGCUGUGAAGAAUUCACCUUGGGGAGACACUGCUGGGAGGUGGAGGUGGAGAAGGGAAGGUUCUGGGCCAUUGGGGUCGCCAGAGAAUCUGUGAGGAGGAAGGGAGAGAUCAGACUUAACCCUGAGGAGGGGGUCUGGGCUGUGCAGCGAUGGUUGGAUCAGUUCCGGGCUCUCACUGCCCCUGGUCCCACCCCCCUGUCCCUGCACCAGGUGCCCAGCAGGGUGUGGGUGUGUCUGGACUGUGGAAAGGGGCAGGUAUCAUUUCUCAAUGCCGAUACCGAGGCCCCAAUCUUCACCUUCCCACCAGCCUCAUUUGCUGGGGACAGAAUCCAGCCCUGGUUCUGGCUGUGGGAGGUGGGAUCCCAGCUUAGACUGAGCCACAGAGAUGGGAGGGGCAGAGACCUCCCGCUGAUAAUGGUAAAUGAUAAAACUCACAUCUCCUGCUCUCAGUAACCCAUGAGGAACUCACUCUGUGAUUCUGGAAACUCCAACAGA
Alligator sinensis (Chinese alligator) is the source of this 1988-nucleotide messenger RNA. Its product is annotated as zinc finger protein RFP-like. Bases 417 to 1946 code for a protein of 509 amino acids. Lineage: Eukaryota; Metazoa; Chordata; Crocodylia; Alligatoridae. The transcript is spliced from 9 exons. The record is from RefSeq and is a predicted model, not a curated record. Gene Ontology annotation, molecular function: protein binding; zinc ion binding.